Molecule: messenger RNA, 13280 nt
Organism: Aplysia californica (California sea hare)
Lineage: Eukaryota; Metazoa; Mollusca; Gastropoda; Aplysiida; Aplysiidae
Product: probable E3 ubiquitin-protein ligase HERC4
Exons: 30
Coding region: 1213-4434 (1073 amino acids)
Molecular function (GO): ubiquitin-protein transferase activity
Source: RefSeq, a predicted model, not a curated record
UUCAUUGCACAUAGAUCUCUUUUCGGCUGCUUGGUACACACAUGGGGGGACAGAUAGCGAUUGUUGUUGUUUAAUGGAAUGCCUUCUUGUUCUUUUUUAUUAUUUGAAAAAGAAACAUAAAAAAGGUUGGGCAGAAAUAUUAUAGGCCCUAAUAAUUUUAUUCGACAGGGCAAGGUCUAGCCUGGGCUAAUUGUGUUGUCAAGUCAAGCUGCGGAGUAUUGCCAGCUUGUCAUUUCAAUGCUCUCAAGUUUAUGAAAAGAAAAGACAGAGCUGUAAAGUCUUUCAGGAUAGUAGUUUUUAAAAUUUGGUUAAUGAAACCCAAAAUAUCUUUGCAAUACAAAAGGCUUUUUCUACAAACAAACGACUCACCGGAGAGAUAAAAUAUUAAAUAAGCUCAUUGAGAACUGUUAAUUUAGCACACAAAAAAAGUCUGACUCGAUUGCACCAGUUCCCCAAAGGGACAUAACAAACUUUAAAAAAUAGAAAUCUAUACUAAGACAAAACCAAGUUCGUGCGAAAAAAAUCCGUCAUAUCAUUCAAAACAGGAUGGCACUUUGUUUACAACCCAGUGUGCUUUCAAUGGGAAUACAAUGGUUGUGCUUUAACCAACGAAAUUGAAACAAGUUUUCAUUGCCAGCUAGAUCUAGAUCUACUUGUUUCUAAAAUUAAUGUCCUGGUUAGAUUUUCUAGAGAUUCUAUGUGUUCUGUGUAUUGAAUUGAUCCUUGAUGGGAAACCCCCUUCCCCCUUCAAAACUGAAUGAUUCUUCUAGAUCUGAAGAACUAGCCUAAACCAGGUAGCAUUCUGGAAAAUGCUAUUGCUAUAUCAUUGUCAUCACCGAACAGAGCGCUUUCAGUUUGAAGCAGAGCAAAAUAAACAAAGGUCAUAUAUGGUUACGCAAAGGCUAUUUUAAUGCUCUGAGACUAGAAUCUAGAAACACACUUUAUGCAUCUCUGGCCUGGGGCUGGUUCUGAGGACGGCAGAAUUUCGAUUACAAGUGUGCAGAGAGAUCUCCAACUCUUGACUCCUGGCCUGACAACCUGGGCAGCCUGAGAGUCAGUCAGUCUGAAGUUUUUAUUGAUCAAUUGGGUUGGUAUUAGAUCAGAUACUAGUCAGUGGGAAUAGUGUGUAAUUCAAGGGAAACGCUAUGCUAUAAUAUAACUAUUUUUCAAGUGGACUGGAAUGAAACUGGACAUAAAUGCACAGAGACAACAAUGUCUGCUGUGUUAGCGUGGGGCAAAGCUACCUUUGGGGUGCUUGGAAUUGGCAGCUCUGAGGAGAAUGCAGUCAGGUCUCCAAAACAAGUUGAGACCUUGGACAACGUUGACCUUCGUCAAAUCAGUAUUGGAGAGAACCAUUCUUUGAUAUGCGGAAAGGAUGGUGCAAUUUUUAGUUGUGGUGCGAAUGAUUUCAGUCAGUGCGGACGGGAUAGAAACCUCAACAAAUUUGGACGAAUUGAAGCUGGUCUGCUUUCUCAGCAAGUUAUUCAGGUAGCAGCAGGGGCUAAUCACAGUGUGGCCUUGACACAGGCUUGGGAAGUUUUCACCUGGGGAAAAAAUGACUCUGGCCAGUUAGGCCGUGGGGAUAUCCCAGAGGAAGCCAGAGGCAUACCAAAGUUAGUAAAGUCACUUGCUGUUCAUUGUGUUCUACAAGUCGCUUGCGGGAAUGAUCACUGCAUUGUACUCACAAACGAUAGUCUUGUCAGAGUCUGGGGUUCCAAUUCAUAUGGGCAGUUGGGCUUAGGCAAGAAUGCAGCGGGGAAGUACCAGAACAUUCCAGAGGUUGUAACAUCUGUCAAAGGGAUCCCUGUGGAGCAAAUAGCUGCUGGAGGAAACCACUCGUUCCUGCUGUCAAAGUCUGGAGCUGUCUAUGGUUGGGGGAGGAACAGUUUUGGUCAGUUAGGAGUGAACGAUACCAAAGAUUAUGAUAUGCCAAGACAGUGCCGUUCAUUGAGAACUCAAAAAAUCAAAUACAUCUGUGCUGGGGAAAAUCAUUCUGCUGCCCUCACUGCGGAUGGUCGUGUGUUCACGUUUGGGGCAGGGAGUUACGGCCAGCUGGGACACAAUAGCAACAGCAACGAGAUUUUACCACGCCAAGUUAUUGAGCUGUCUGGAGUGGAGGUCUCUCAGAUUGCUUGUGGGAGGGGCCACACUCUUGCAUUUGUGCCAAGCACAGGUCGUCUGUAUGCAUUUGGACUAGGGGGGAGUGGGCAGCUUGGGACCUCCUCAUUGGAGAACAAAAACAGCCCUUUUUUGGUGCAGGGUCCUUUUGUCAGCCAGAGUGGCGCAGGCACCAGCAACAUGCAAGUGGACAACCAAGGACCAGAACUCUGUGUCAAGAGUAUCUACACAGGGGGAGAUCACUCUUUUGUUCUCGCUCAAGAUUGUUCAGCUUGCCAUUCUGAUGAUUUUCGGGAAAGAGAUCAUGUCAGGCAAAUCCUUACACUUUCCCAGAAAAGAAUUGAAAUGUUUCAUGACCUCAAAUCAAAUGAUACCCCUCCGCAUGAGCUUUCAGAUGAGAUGACAAAAAUCUUUUCUCAUGCAUCAUGCUUGAAUGGCUCAUUUCUCAUGCCACGUGAUGAGCACUAUGGCAGCAGUAGUAAAAAGCACGGUGUGGAUAUGAAUGCAGUACGGGAAUUUUUUCAGGGUCUCUCGAAGCUUCCGAACAUUGUCAUCAAACAAUAUAUUUGCACUAGCAUUGAGCAGGAUCUGAUUCCCAUGCUGCCAAAGAGUCCACCAGAUGUUGAGGCCCUUCGUUUGUACAUAAUGCUGCCUGAGUGCCACCUUUUUGACCAGCCCAAGCUGUACAGUUCUAUCAUCUGUCCAUUCGCCAAUGCCUUUCUGUCCAUGGAUCCAGUCGCUCAAAAAGUCUUGUAUUCAUGGUGGCCGUCAAACCAGCCGUCUUUCUUUAACAGACUUGUAGUUAUUUAUAAAGGUUGUAUAGAAUAUUUGCUUCAGUUGCCAGAUACAACUAAUCCAUUAGAGGUUAGCAGGAGGCAAAGUGGGCUGUUUUCAUGCAUGGAAAUGUUGCAGAAGCUGUAUGCAGUCAAUGAAGAAAAUCACCAGAUCAUCCCGUACCACAAGUUCUAUGUGCCCGAGUUGAAAGAGCGAGUGAACAUCAGAGAGGACUACAUCAGCUGGGUGCAGCACACGCACCGUCGCACUCAGGUGGGGGGUUUUGCUGUCCAGGGUCUCUACUUCUGCAACUACCCCUUCCUGUUUGAUGGAGCGGCCAAAAGUGUCCUGCUUCAGACAGAUGCCGCUCUGCAAAUGAGGAACGCCAUUGAGAGUGUUCAGCGACAGAACUUUCGGGGCGCCCAGCACCUGCUCCAGAUGUUCACAGGCAUGAGCAUGCCUCCACCUCAGUUUGACCCAGUGAACCCGUGCCUGGUUCUGUUUGUGGAUCGGAACAACCUGGUCCAAGACACCCUGCUACAGCUGCAGAGUAAGCUCAGUGCCGACCUCAAGAAACCCCUCAAGGUGGUGUUUAAAGGAGAGGAAGCUGUGGAUGAAGGUGGAGUGCGAAAGGAAUUCUUCAUGCUCCUCCUUCGAGAAGUGAUGGAUCCAAAGUACGGCAUGUUCAAUGUGGAUGAGGAUUCCUAUUUACAAUGGUUCAAUCCAUCUACGUUUGAAGAGGCCAACAUGUUCCGUAUGAUUGGCAUUCUGUGUGGCCUGGCCAUCUACAACUUCACCAUCAUUGAUUUGCACUUUCCGCUGGCGCUCUACAAGAAAUUACUAAAAAAGCCAAUUACUGCCGAUGACUUGAAAGAGCUUAGUCCAGAUGUUGGAAAGGGUUUACAAGAUCUGCUGGACUUUGAUGGGGAUGAGUUUGAAGAUGUCUUCUCCUUGUACUUUGAGGUGAUGACAGAGCAGUUUGGUGAGCAAAAGUCAGUGGAACUCUGUGAGGAUGGGAAAAAUGUCUCUGUCAAUCAAAACAAUAAGCAAAAAUAUGUUGACUUGUAUGUGGACUACAUUCUGAACAAAUCAGUGGAGACUCAAUUCUCAGCCUUCAGCGAAGGAUUCUUGUCUGUUUGUGGCGGCGAGGUCUUGGAGCUGUUCCACCCCCAGGAGCUUCAGGCCAUGGUUGUAGGCAAUGAGGACUAUGACUUCCUUGAGCUAGAAAAGAACACUGACUACAAAGGAGAGUACCACAGGUAUCACCCUACCAUCAAAUUCUUCUGGGAGGUGUUUCAUGAGAUGAGUCUUGAAGACAAGAAAAAAUUCCUCAUGUUCCUCACUGGCAGUGAUCGUAUUCCUGUGUUUGGCAUGAAGUAUGUCAAGAUUAUCAUCCAGCCAACAUGUGGUGGGGAGAAGUUCCUGCCUGUGGCUCACACAUGCUUCAAUGUGCUCGACCUGCCCAAGUACAGCACAAAGGAAACAUUGCAGGACAAGCUUCUGUUGGCUAUUCAGCAAACAGAAGGAUUUGGUCUCGUUUAAGGACUUCCGUACAGAGACACCAACAUUUUGGAGCUGUUAGUUGUGGACUUUUGAUUUCUGUUUGAAGCCAAAAUGAUACCCUUCAACAACAGCCACAAGUCCAGGAUGUUCUUCUUUGCUGUUGAACUGGUUGUUAUUGCUUUGAUCAGAACUUAUUAGAUGUAGUGCCCUGCCAUUUCUUGUUGGAUAUGUAUACCUAGGGUCUUAUAAGAGUAUAGAAGCCACUGUAGCAAACGUUAUAAAUAGGUCCUGUAAAGAGGCCUUGAUUAGUGGGGUGCUUUUCUGCUGAUAGAACGUAGCUAGAGUGGUUUUGAAUUUUAAAUUGAGAACUUAUUUAUUUGCUUGGAGUAUAGAUGUAUAGAAAUUUAAUCAGCAUGCAAUCCUGCUAAUGUUUGACACAAGAGAAACCCCACAAACACAACGAUAAAGAAGUUGUCUUAUAUUGUUACAAUAAAUGGGACAAAAGCUGAAACUGAAAUAAGAAGGGGCCAACUCACACAACAAGUAGUCAUCCAUAAAGAAUCAUGAACACAGCUGCCCAUUAUGGGCUUCUGAGUUCUUUCUCCAAGAAUUAUUUUGAUGUAGAACUUGAUCAGUUUUUCGAUAAUUUUUUCUGAAGAUUAACGACAAACACUUCUAAUCUUUUAUAAAAAUCUUUUUCAAGAAAAAUUGUGCAUGAAACAAUACUUUCAGCCUUAACAAUGUUGGCAAAUCAAUUUAUUAUAGUCCAUAACAAAUAAAAAUGAAACUUUCUCUUGAUCUCUAUGGAAUGGCAGAAAAUUACUGAAUGCAUCGAUUGUUUUAAUUAAAGCUUUGGCAUAAAAUGCUCCAGAUCAAAUCAAAUUUGACUUCAGAUGAAGUAAUUUUUUAAUAACCAAAACUGUAAGCAAAUAAUCAUUUUAUUUUAUAGAGAUGGAUACAUGGUCUUAAUAAGUUUGUGUCGUCAAUUUAGCUCUUUGAAUAUUCUCGGAGGAAGGUGGGUAUAGUAACAACUCUACUAAGUGUAACAUAAAGGGUACAAAGCGUCAAGUUUUUGAAACAAAAUAAUAUGAAAAAGAUGAUAAACCCUUAUUACCACUAAAAUUCAGUUUCCUUGCUUAUUUCAGCCUUAGUAUCCAUGUUUAUGACAUUUGACUAUAUGUUGUGCCAUUGUUUCACAUAUCGUCGUUGAGAUUCACAAACCGGCUACAUGCAGAAAGGCAAAUUUUACAGGAGGGAUAAAAAACUGAUUAUUGUUGAAACGCGCUGCACAAUCUUUCAUAUUUUGUACAAAAGGUUAAGUUAUAAGUGUUGGGACCAAAUACUACUUGAUUUUUCAUAAAUGCUACAACCGAUAGUUUUAUUUAGCAUGUAGCCAGUUAUAGAAUCUCAAAAAAUGUGCUGCACAAUACAGGUGGUCGGUUCUCUGUAGGUGGCCGGUUCGUGCAUGCCGCUUCCCCGCCCAGCCGUGAUAUGAGGCGGCAUGUAGCCGGUUUGGCGCAGCUGUGUGCCACUGUUCGCGGUCAUAAUAAGUAUAGGCCGAGAUCUACGUAGACGACGGCAAGUUAUAGGCCCAAUAUAUAAACUAAUAGAUCUAUCUUAAUGAAACUGACUGGUUCAAACUGGGUUCGAAUCUUAACCUGGUCGAUUCAUACACAAAAUGCUUUAGAAUAGAAUGACAUGUUUAGUGCUUUGACUGGUCCUUCCUUUAUCAGUAAAUUAAUUGACCCUGGUUACUGGGAGGUGUGGGUUGAAACUUUGUUACCAGUCGAUUCAUGACGCAGAUUUUAAUAAAUGUAACGUCCUAGUUGCUCUCUCGCCUAGUAUUUUACAUUAUGUGACCAGUACUAGGAGAAGUCGUCGACCUGGUGUCUGAAGGCCAAUACUGUGAACAUGUGCAAUGGUUAAGGUUCAACGCCCUAUCGACACUUAGGUUAUUCAAGAAGAAGGGGGGGGGGGGAGAAUACAUCUGCCCAUGUGGAAAUUUAGCUGUACUUCGUGAAAUAUCCCAAUGUGCCAGGUCAUCAAUUGUUUGACUAGAAUGGUUGAUAAGAAGACUGACCGUAAUUAAAUUGUUUAAAAAGCCAGGACAAGACUUUUUUUUGAGUAUUAGUCUGAGAAACCUCCACUUUUGUUUGAUAUCCCCCAAGGGCAGGGCCUUGUUAUGACACAUGUUGGUCUCAGGGUUCUAAUCAAGAUCGGGAGGCUAUGGGUUUAAUUCUCAGCUGAGUUAUAAUAACAUAUCAAAUUUGGUCACUUUGCAUCUUAUUGUCUGGGGCAUGAUUGAAAGAAUAUAGUAACCAGUAUCGUUUGAUUGCAUCUAGGUGGGUGUCAUUUCUUCCUGUACAUUAUCUUUCAUCAUUUCUCACGCUUGAGUUUCUAUAUUAUAAUAAACAAUGAUACUGUGUAAGCUACAUGGACGAAAAAAAUCACAUUUGAAUUUAAUGGUUGCGAGUCUCUACUUUCCCUAUCAGCAUUGUUUGGUGCUAGUUAGUUGACAGAGUCAUGGUAAAAUGGACGGUAGUUAACUGGCAUGACCUCUUACAUCAUUUGGAGAUGUUAGUAUUUCUCCUUUUUCAUUUUCCAGGAGCUAUUGUAGACAGGCAGUAGGUCAACCAGCUCCCACUUGGGUUGGUUUGACCUCUUGGGAGAAUUUGGUUGGGCUCACCUCAUUGACUCAUCAGGAUACCCCUCUAGUCCGUUACCGCAGAGUCCACGACUUUCCUGUUGGUUGGAAAUGCUCUUGUAAUCCUGAAAGUCGUUGGUGUUUCCCAUGGUAUGGAUGGGGUUUGAGCAUGAUGACUGUGUUGUAUGGACGUACUGGGCUGACACAUAGGUAGGGGAGUCUUCAACCUCCUCUCGAUACAAUUGAGCUCGGAAACCCACUUCCAUUUGUAAGAUGCUCCUUUUCUGGUAUUCUUUGUUCAAUUUGAACCCUGUUUCUAGCACAAAAAAGAAACGGCUUUGCCGAAGUCGAAUAUAUCGGUUUUGGUAUGUCCAAUCAUCACCGCAUAAGAGUUACUUUUGGCAGCCAGGAUUCCGUUCAGAAAGUUGAUUAUGUCGUUGCAAAUUCGUUCGUUAUGAGGCACCUUCUGUCUCUGCCAGACAAAGCCCAUCAUAUCGUUCUUACCAAUGUUGUAGAAUCUGAAAUGAUGAAACGCCAUUUUAAUCUUGUAAUACAGAAAAGACGCAUUGAUUCCUAGUGCCAAAGGAACAGCUGGCAUGUCCAUUCAACACCAGAGUGUUUGUCAUCUUCACUUAAGGUUUUGAUGGCCAUUUCCUUGUUGACUGGCUUUCUGUGUUCUUUGUUCACACUUUUAAUGUUUUAACCACGCGUGUUCAUCCAUGUUGCCGCAAUAAUCACGUAAACAUCGUAAUGAUACUCUCAGGGACAGAACAAAGCCAAGUUGAGCUCGUCAAAAAUUUGCUUCACCAGAGGGAGCGUUGCUCCAUUUAUGAAUACUCUGAAUAGAGUAGAGCCAUUACACGUCAGCAAAACUUUGGAAAGGGGCCUCAAGGUACAGUCAGUUGAGGCAUACAGUAAUGCAAUGAUAAUCGGGAUAACUUGUUGAAGAAUCCCUCAACACUGAGGACACAUCGGCCACACGUGCAUUCAUUUUUGACUGCUCAUUCAUCACCCAGUUCCUGACACAUCAUAUUCCAAAGUCCGAUGGUUGACAUAAAGAAUUGUCAGCAAACUCUUCUUCCGUAAACUGUCAGCUAUGUUGUUGAAAAUACCUGAAUGCGCUUUAUUUUUUUAACCUUUGGUCUCUUCAGACCGUCUUGAUUCAGAUGCUGAAAGCACUUCCCCCGUUCACAUCAUCUUUUUUCAAUGAAUUACAAAUGUCCUCUUCUUUCCUUAUAACUGAAUUCGUCACAAUGGUAUCUAUUAUUCUGACAAGAGCAUCUUUUUGGAAUUGUUGCGCAAUUCUAGCUUUUGUUAUUCCAACAUUUUGGUCUUAUUUCAUCUCCAGCUGUGCUAGUCAAUCUGUUACUUUCGAGAAGGCAGUCCCCCAUUAAUGAUCAGUUUUACCAUUUCCUUCUACCAUUCCUGUUCUACCGACCUCCCUGCCGCACUUGUCCAUAAUCUUGUCACAAGAAUCCAUUCCUUCUGCAUACAUCACACCUAAUAUGCAUUCCGCCGCCUUCCAAUUCUAUGUCCAUAAAUUCCCACGUGAUUGCUGUCUACAGCUGUAUGAAUCUCUGGCAUAAGUGUUUUUAAAAAUCUCAAACUCAGGGUCUUUCUUAAGAAGACCAUUGAUACUUUCUGAAAGUGAAAUGUUCAAAACACCAAGGUGAAGCGGAGUCGAUGGUGAUAGCCAUGGGCAAUACCGUGGCUCCAUGAUAGAAGUGAAUCGUGGAUAAUUUGCUGGAGUGCGCUUGCCAUCGUCCGAGGUCUUCUCCAAUGUCUUUACCAGAUUCAGCUUUAUCAGGCAUCUUCCUCGAGAUAAGGCAUCCAUCAUGUAUCCUCAGCCAGAUUCAUGCUAAAAUGUCAAGAAAGUGGUAUUUGAAAAGGACUAGCAUUAACUAUAGAAGAACAGCAUUAACAUGGAUGAACUAUUCUGUGAACCUGACAUAGAUAGCCAUUUUCUAUUUCGGGAGGGUUUUUUUCUUUCGAUGACUUGUUCUUAGUCCUUUCUUUACCAAUCGUGAAUCAUAGAUGACACCUGCGGAGGUUAUUGCCUGGAGCCACUCUCUGCUAUGUAUAUCUCUGGCAUAAUAAUACCAAGACCAGAUAUUUGAAUAGAUAACUUUCUUGAUGCAUGAUAAGUGAAUCGCAAGAAAAUGAUGUCUGCCACAGUAGAGUAUACACCACAACUUAAACAUUUAAUUUUGCGAAGAGACCAGUGAGUUAUAUCAGUUCACACCCAUAGUCACAGCGCAAGAUAAUUCCAAGAACAAAAAGGAUUGCAUCCAGAUUGUCAACAAUGAAAUAGUAACAAUAAAGUGCAUACUAUUGUUAAAAUAUUUUCUGUAAUAUUCAUAGAUUCAUAGUAUUAUUUUUGUAUUACUACUUCUGCUGUUGCUUCAAACUGCCAGUACAAGAACUACUUCUGCUGCUGCUGCUGCUGCUGCUGCUGCUGCUGCUGCUGCUGCUGCUGCUGCUGCUGCUGCUGAUGAUGAUGAUGAUGAUGAUGAUGAUGAUGAUGAUGAUGAUGACGAUAUACUACAGCUAUUACAGCUGCUCUGCUGCAGCUAACACUAGAGUGUGCUACAAUACAACAAUUAAUGUAGACGAAGAAGAGGAAGAAGAAGAAGAAAAAGAGAGUUUGUUGUGAAAGUCCGGGCCCAUAAUGUAGCUGGUACUCUGUAUAGGUCUUUCAUGUUCUGGUCUCAUCUAGAUACAUAAAUAAGUUGACAAAUCUAAUCUAGUAAAUCGAAUCACACAAAUGCUUUAUAUUACAAGUCACAUUAUUGUUGACUAUAAUAUUAUUUAUCUUGAUGAACACUGAUAACAGUUUAAAAUUCUGUUUAGUUCAAGAAAGAAAAAAAACAAACGUAUGGAACGGUCGGGGUGAUGCGCGGCGGGGAAGCAUGUAGCUGGUUUUCGAUGACACUUGUCAACGCGUGUCGGGACGGUCUGCUGAAACCGAAGCAGCUAUGUACAUGGCUGGUUUGGCGAUGCUAUUUUUUCAUCAGCUGCAGGUGUUCGUUUUGGAAAGUCUCAAUUAAAACAUACUUUUAGGUUUUUUCAAACCUAAUAUUUAUUGAGGACACAUAUUAGGCUAUUUACUAUUCAUAAGCAAAAUUGAAAAAAUUGAAAUUUUUGCAUGUAGCCGGUUUGUGAAUCCCAUAGACAAUAUGUUUCCCUGUGUUUGACACUCAAAUCUAAAGUUUUCAUAAUUUGUUCCCUCAUAUGUACACAAUUUCCUCUAUUCUUCUGAGGCUGCUGAGAUCCAAAGUAAGAGCCUUUUUACAAUUUUGCUCAGGUCUGGAUUUCUAUUUGUCCCAGUCUAUCUGGUUGUAUCUGUGAGUGCGAGUGAAUGAUUUAGGAAAUGCAGAAAGUGUGACUUUUUCAUGUGAAAGUGACUGAAAGUGUUAGUUUUAAAAUUUCAGUGAUGCCUUCUGACAUCCGUACCUUCAUGAACAGUUAGCCUUGGUGAAUAUAAAUAUUCUGGAGUAAUUUUUGACUGUUAGGUUACAUCAUGUGAUCAUGGGGACCUACUAAUGCUGUGGCUCGUAUGACUGAGGCUUUGAUGUAAUUUGUCUGAAUUAGCCCAGAUUGAGCAUUCUCUGACCUGUAUCUGUUGGUGGAAUUGAGUAGUUGAUUGUACGGGAACCUCACAUGAUGCAACUACAGUCUUGAGGUAUUUCUUGAAAGUCUGAUUUGAAACUGAAUAUUUGAGGUAUACUUAAAGUUAGAAGCCCUGAAUGCUCUCUUGGAAUCUCAUUGAUGAAAAAAAAUUCGUCUUUUUAAAAACAAAUUGUGCAUUUAAUUUAUUCUCUGAAUUGGACAUGAGUUUAAUGUGCAUUCAUGUAUUUGGGUACGUGUGUUUGAUAACUCACACCGUAGUAUGUGUAUGUACAGUUUUGAAGAAAUGAAGUAGGAAGAAAUAGUACAAGUUGGUCAGCUUUGGAUGAUGUUUCAUUUUGAUUAUUGUGUGCACUAGUUUUGAAGUUGGCACGACUGGUAAAUUUAGUUGAAAUAUCUGUGGAUUGUGUCAUAUCAGUUUCUUAAUGUUUUGUAAAAUGUUUCACCAAAGAUUGAAAUGGACAUAUGUUAUUAUAGUUUGAUGAGGUUUUUUUGUUGCCUUAUUGAAGAAAAACCAAUCAGAGUGAGUUGUUUGGUUGUGGAAGAGCAGCAGUGAAGACCUUUUUGUCUCUUGAAAAUAUGAGUGAGUGUCAAUUAUUUCUAUGGUUAAAGAGAAUUUGUUUUAAUUUAAAACAUUUAUUUUGUUACUAAGAAAAGUUUGGACUCAUUUUCACAAUUUGCUUUCUUUUUUUACUCUUAGGCAGAUGUGAAUGAGUCCUUGCUUUCAUUUAGUCAUGACAAAAUGUUUUAGUUUCAUUGUGAUUUAUCUUUCAGUACCUCCACUUAUCCUCUUUAUGUUCUUAAAACUUUUAGCAAGAGCCUUGAAAUUCUAUGCUACAGUUCACCUUCAGAUAUCCCUUUUUAAUUUUUGUUUUUUUGUUUCUGGGUAGUUAUUUUAGUUAGGUUAACUGUAUGUGUGGUGUGGGCAUGUGGUAACUGUAUAAGUAAGGUGAAAAAGUUGAAGGUGGAGUUUGAAAAUUUUAUUGAAAAUACAGUAGUGUCUGCCUAAGAUCCCACCUCUUACGAUCCCAGUUUGCUUAAGGUCCCGCUGUUUUAAGAAAACAGAAUUUUUACUAUACAAAUGUCGCCCUUAAAAUCCUUUUCUGAUUCACUCUGAAGGUCUAAAUUUGGCUAAGGUCCCGCAUUUCAGGUAAAAGUUUACGUGAAAAAAGCGGGUGGACACAGCUGAUCAACCAAGAGUGAAAAUUUGCGAUCAUUGAACUACCCGUUGCUUCACAGAUCAAUCACCCUCGUAAAUGUGAUCACAUAUGCGUUGUAAGUCAUGCUGAAAUGGUACAUUGUUUGCCCGAGAUGGGAACACACCGAGCUGUGAACUCGCCGAUACGUUUGUUUUCUCCAAACAUCGCACUCGCAUCUGGGAUCUCCACUGAAACUUACAUCACAUGCUGGGUGGGUAAGGUGAGACCUACAAGUUCACUCCUGGCGGGAUCACAUCGAACUGUGAACUCUUUCCCCGACCAUUGCUGCAGUUGUCUCUACUCUAGAAUUUGCAAGAUGGACUGAAGUUUAAUAGGUGUGUUCUACAGUAGGCCCUGGUGUGGUCACAACUAGAUAUUGAGACUCACGAUAGGAUAAUACGUGAAAAUGUCUUGCCUCAAUUCACUGUGAUUGGUCAUCAAGGUUGAUCAUUCUUUGCUAGUCGUAAGUCAUAAACCCACCCAGGGGUCACGUCAGUUCAUUUUAGAGUGAAGGGAGACCACUUUACCUGUUGUGUGCCUGAACAUUGGUAACCGUAGAUUCUUCCCUUCGUCAGCCAAGAUUCCGUUCGCUUAAAAAUUAGAUCCCGCAUUUUCCUUGCUCCAGAGCACCGGGAUCUAAGGCGGAGACUACUGUACUAUUGACAUGCUAUAUCAGGUCUCUGGUAUGAUAGAAGUGGUGUGUGAGGCAAUGUGGUAAUACUCUCUCUCUUUUAUGUAGAGGUGUGGGUUUGAUUCCAGAGCCAUUAUUUUUUUAAUGGCUUUUCCAGUAUGUCUCACUUGGAUUUGUCUCCUUAUACUGACUUCUUGGCCCAUCUGAAAUAGGAACGGAAUGUAUGCUUUUUAUAUGAAAGAAAAGAAAGAAUUGAACUAAGGUUUUUUAAAAAAUUGCAGUGAGGCUUUGGCACUAUCUGUAAUAGUUAAUGUGUGUCGAAACGUUUUUAAAAUUUCAUACAUUUUUUAAAUGCAUCUGUUGACCCUGAAAUAAAUCGUAUCACAUAUUUUUGUCCAGAAAUGUUGCUGUUUGUAGGCUUGUCAUUAUUAUAUUGUUUGUCAAAAGGUUCUGACUUGGUAGGGUGUCAGAAAAAAUCGGAAUUUCUAUUUCCUGAAAAGUUUGUUGAUUGUCAUACAACUAUGUUCACAAUUGAAACUGGAAAAGUGAGUCAUUGCAUUUAUUACAAUGUUAGGGAAAGAUUGAAGGAUGUUGUCUGUGUUUCCUCUCUUGAUUUACGUGUGGCUUUAACCUUGUGGAAUAGAUGGUACAGAGGCUCAAUGUCAUGAUUAAUUAUUUUCAUCGUUGGAGAACACUCUGCUGUACAUAUUCUGUGACAUUGAUUGAUUUUUGUUACGAUGAUGAAAGAACUUCGAAUACAAUACAGUCAUUUUGCAGAAAAAUG